Aaosphaeria arxii CBS 175.79 is the source of this 3148-nucleotide messenger RNA. RefSeq lists its product as uncharacterized. Lineage: Eukaryota; Fungi; Ascomycota; Dothideomycetes; Pleosporales. The record is from RefSeq and is a predicted model, not a curated record. The transcript has a single exon. The coding region runs from base 326 to 2926 and encodes 866 amino acids.
GUAGAACCUACCUGAGACAUCCACCAUUCUUCAUCCAACGACGGCUGUGUGCAUGAGCGGACCGUGGUGUUCUCUCCAAACAAUCCAAUUGCACCAUCACUACCCCGCACCUUUUGGUUCCAAUUUGUUUGCUUCUGCGAAUAUCCUUUCAUGGCGGCGUCGCCCUUUCACCGCCCUUGAGUCUCACCAGAGUGGAAGGCGGGCAGUCCAAUUGAAGGCAACAGCCACUAACCCUGGUUCCACGUGAAAGGGAAGCCAUAGUUAACAAACAAACCAAAUUUGUUGAGUGAGUGUGAGUGUGAUUGUGACGACUUAAAAGUGAAUCAUGUCGUCCUCGGUGAGAAUAAAAGCACCAUCCAUCUUCAGGUCCUCCCUCGUCGCCUCCACUCAACGAGCCAUCCACAACCACAACCAUCGUCGACCUGUACCUGUUGCGAACUUCUGCUUCUUUCGUCGAUCAUUAUCAUCAUCAUCGUCGAAAUAUCUGUCCGAUAAGUCUGUCGAUUCCGUCAGCAUGUCUUCGACAGCAGCUCCAUCUGACAUCACCUUGGUGGCCGAGGAUACCAAGAAGGUGCAUUCAGUACUGGACUCCUCGUUCCCGGUGUACCUUCCCGCAGACCCGGCACUGUUCCUUCCUGAAGAUGAAUUCCAAGCUCAUCUCCAACGGACGCUGAUCAACGUUCGCAAGGCGGCUGUUAGUGACCUCAAAGACAAGCUCGACAACGUCGGAGAGGGCGAAACCUCGCCUGGUGCUCCGAAGAGCAAAGUCGACAUGGACGUCGAUGACAAACCGGUGGAGCCGUCGCCAUUCAUCGAGGCCCUGAAGAAGCACGAAGCGCACGUCAAGACCGAAGAGCAACUCCUCGCGGAGAACAAGACACUCACCGAGAACGCGGACGUGACGAACGUGUCGGCCAAGAAUCCUUUGGUCGACUUGUUCUACGAUCUAAGUCAGGGUACGACUGGCGAGCGGCUCGAGACGUUGCUGCAGAAUGCGUGGAACAUGGAUGCGCUGAUGACCUUGAAGAUCAUCUUCAAUUCGAGGAGCAUCCAUCUGGGAAAGAGCGACAAGUUUGUCGCUUACAAGGCGUUCGGUUGGCUCGCAGAGCAUCAUCCGGCGACGCUUUUGGCGAAUCUGAGGUGGCUGGUGCGGCCAGUCAUUGAGAAGAAGACGAAGAAAGCCAAGGCGAAAUCAGAGGAUGGGAAGGGAGAGACAGUGGACGAGGGCAAGACGGUAGCUCAAGAAGAGGAUGAUUUCGAGAUGGUGGACGCCGAGCAGGAUCCUGAGAAGACCUCGUUCGACGUGCAGUUCGGCGUAUCCCACGGGUAUUGGAAGGAUCUCUUGAACAUCCUCGCUCUGGCGGCGAACGACCAGCUCAGUUGCCACAGCAGACCGGAGUCACUCCUUAUCCAGGUGAACAACAAGUACGGAAGUUCGAAGCGCAAGCGCGAGUUCGACCCGCAGAAGGCCAAGGAGGUUCGUAAACAGGUCAUGCUCGAACGAUACCAGCGGGUGUUGAAGAAGCUCGAGACCGACGACUUCUACCGUUCCUUGCACCAACUCGUCGCUCGCCUCUUUGCGGAGCAGCUGCAGAUCGACGCGAUGAAUCUCAAGUCGAGCAAGAAGUCAGACCAGAAGAAAGUGUCACUCGCUGCCAAGUGGGCUCCAACCUUUGGUGAGUUUCACGACAAGCACACGUUUAUCCAGACUUCCAUUGCCGAGAUCAUGUUUCCCAAUCCCCAGGAGAUCUGCCCAGAUGCGACCAACCGCGAGCUGUACAUCCGGUAUGCGAGAGAAGCCUACCGCAAGACCAUCUCCUCUCCGCUCCGUAAGGCACUCGAGGUAGUUGAGCGAGACAUCGCUGCCAAUCGGUUCGAUCAGAUCAAGUACGACCGCGUUCCGUCUCUGGCGAUGGACCGCUACGUCUCGCUUUUCCUCAAUAAGGACACCGAGCAUUUCACGAAAUACAUCGACAAGGUCGCAGUAGGUGAGGCAAAGAUCUCCGGCGCAGUCCUUCUCCCGUCGACUCUCGUUGCCAAAGCCCGAGGGUUACCAUCGUCCCACGCACAGAAGAACCCGCACGAUCUUAAAGCCGCCAAAGCCGCCAUCUCUGCCGGCCAUAUUGGGAAGAUUCUCGAUGGCCAGUGGAACACGCUCGUUCAACGCAUUCGUGAUUCCGGCACCCUGGACAACUCUAUCGCCGUAUGCGACGUCAGUGGCAGCAUGGAGUACUCUCCCUUCCGUCCCUCCGACAAGACGACACCCAUGGACUCCUCCAUUGGGCUGUCACUCCUCCUUGCCGAGGUCACCGCACCUCCCUUCGGCGGCCAUUUCAUAACAUUCUCUGCCGAUCCACAGCUCGUCAGCGUAGGUGGCCCCAACGACACCCGUACAUUCGUCGACAAGGUCCACUACAUCCUCAACGCAUCGUGGGGCAUGAAUACUGACUUCGUCGCCGUCUUCGAGCGCCUGAUCCUACCUACCGCAAUCGCAAACAAGAUUCCGCAGGAACAAAUGGUCAAGCGUAUCUUCGUGUUCAGCGACAUGCAAUUCGAUUGCGCGUCCAUUCCCAACCGCUGGACGACGAGUUAUGAGAGGAUCAAGAAGAUGUUUGAAGAGGCCGGGUACGAGAUCCCAGAAUUGGUGUUCUGGAAUUUGGCGGCCGAGAAGACGGAUAAGCCGGUAACGUCUGAGGAUAAUGGAACGGCCUUGGUAUCGGGGUAUUCCCAGGGAAUGCUGAAGUCAUUCUUGGACGGCGCGGGUUUUGAGGGCGAAGAGGGCGAAGAGGUGGUGGAGGAGGUGGUGAAUGAGGAUGGGACUGUGGAGGUGAAGGUAAAGAAGCAGAAGGAGAAGAUGGAUCCGUUUACGGUUGUGAAAAAGGCUGUUUCGCAUAAGGCUUAUGACAUGCUGCAGGUGGUGGAUUGAGAGGUCUGGAUGAUCCUCUUGAGCGCUCGGCGAUGCUAAAAAGUUUGUUUUGUACCAAUAUUAGAUACCCCCACUCACAGAUGUUUUGAUAACGGCAAGAAUUUAUUUUCCACUCCUACCUUGGCUUCAAUAGAAGAAAGUGAAUGUUGGUGCUGCUUCAUUUACUUCAAAGCUUGGAAGCUCAGAAGGUAUGCUGUGACGAUACAAUGACUUUCAUUUCAA